AUGUCCGUCAUUCUGAACACUGUGGUAGGCUACACGGAUGAAGAUGAUGAAUAUCACGCUAGUGUACCUUUGUCAAACAACUUGUAUCUAUCCGAAUGGGACUGUUUUGCUACUGCGACCUUUAAAGAUGCUCCUUCUGUGUGUCAUUGGUGCCAUGUUGCUAGUCAUAUUCGUUCCAAAUGCCCGGAAUUAGCGAAGACCAAAUGUUUUGUAUGUCAUAGUCAUGGUCACACAGCCAAGUUUUGUAAGAGGGGAAAACGAUCCGUUGUUAGGCAGCCUGUUUUCGCUGAAGUAUCCCAGGAUAUUGACUUGGAUUCAACUGAUGGUCUUGAUGCCAAUAUUUUGUCCGAGUCAGACAAUGAUAUUUCUGAUGUAUCUACAUCGCCCAAGAUUGCCUCCCGUGAUUCCGAGGCUUCCAAGUUUGGAACUAUUGUUGCUAGUGUGUCUGGAGAGGUGGACCAUGUAAUGGAUACUACUACUCUUCCUUCUUCGAACGCAGAACUGGUUGGUAGAACUGGUGGGACCGAUAAAGGUCUUAAUCCCCAACGAUCUGCUUUAGGUCAACAUCCUGUCUCUAAACAGAGCGUGAAAGGGACGUUUCCCAAAUUGGAGGCUCGAACACCCCCUACUCUAAAAGGUCAUAAUUUGUUUACGAAGACUAAGGUUGUUAAAAAAUAA
Molecule: messenger RNA, 678 nt
Organism: Mucor mucedo
Lineage: Eukaryota; Fungi; Mucoromycota; Mucoromycetes; Mucorales; Mucoraceae
Exons: 1
Coding region: 1-678 (225 amino acids)
Molecular function (GO): nucleic acid binding; zinc ion binding
Source: RefSeq, a predicted model, not a curated record